This is a messenger RNA of Dreissena polymorpha, 4319 nucleotides long. RefSeq names its product exocyst complex component 1-like. The record is from RefSeq and is a predicted model, not a curated record. Gene Ontology annotation, molecular function: phosphatidylinositol-4,5-bisphosphate binding. The coding region runs from base 132 to 2852 and encodes 906 amino acids. Gene Ontology annotation, biological process: Golgi to plasma membrane transport; exocytosis. Gene Ontology annotation, cellular component: plasma membrane; exocyst. Lineage: Eukaryota; Metazoa; Mollusca; Bivalvia; Myida; Dreissenidae. The transcript is spliced from 27 exons.
CAUGACAGCGUGUUAUUUUAUGCGCAUGCGUUAUCAAACCGGAAGCAAAUGUCUGCAAAAUGAAAAUAAACAACUGAAAUUAUACAAUUCUAUCGUUGUAUUGAUGUCUGAUAACUCCAGCCAAGCCUAAAAUGACCACCAUAAAAAACAUUCUUCAGAAGGAGUUAUUUCUCCCGAAUGAUGAGCGACUUGUAGGCAUUGCUAAUGUCGCACAAGCAGGCAAGAAGAAGAAGAGCAGCAAGCAGAGCUUUUUGUGUGUUGCUGUGUUCACCAAUGUUGAUGGAGUAAGCCACGUAAAUGUCUAUCUGGUCAAGAAGUCAGAUAAGGAAAAGUACAAGAAAAAGCUGACUUGGCCCCUAAGAGACCUUAAAGUGGUGGAUGGAAAAGAUGCAAAUAAGGAGCAUGCAGACUUUGAUCUCCAUUUGGAGAAGGUCUAUAAAUGGACAGCCAGUAGCGUUUUAGAGAGGAAUGCUUUCAUUUCCUGUUUGUGGAAGCAUGCACAACGGCACCUUCAGCACAUGAAACCAAAGUUUGAAAAUGUUCCAGAGGCCCUGCUCGAAGAGAUCAUUAAGCCACUAGCUGGAGGUCACAUGACCCAGGAGGGUGUUUCCAUGGUGAUGGACGAGGACUACCAGGAGCUGACUACCAAGGAGGAGGAGGACAUUGAGUCUCUCAUGUCAGAGUGCGCAGCCGCCAUCAGCAACGCUGAGACAUUCACCGAACAGCUGUCCAAGAAACUCUCCAUUCUUGACGGGGCCAAUAUGCAUGUAAUCAUGGGCAGUGAAGACCAGGUGUUCAAUCUGAUGAAGCUACUGGAUGACGGCAUCAAGCAGGCUGAAACCAUAGAGAGUAAACUGGACUCCUAUGAUAAAAUUCUACAGGGCGUGAAGGAGCAGAUGGAGAUGAUGAAGGAGAAAGACACCCUGAUGUCUGUCAGGAACCAGAACCACCAGAAACUGCUGGCAGAGUUAGAGAACCUUGUGAAACAACUAGAGUUAGAAGAAAAGUAUUCCAGUUCAUUGUCUAAUGGAGACCUGUCCACCCCUAACGGAAUUCUAGAUUGUACAGCGGCCGCUCAGCAGCUACAGAGGUGUCAACAUGCAGCCAUCCACCCAGCCUUGAAGAAGAUGGGUGCUGCUGAGGAACAGCUGCGCAAGUUCAACCAGCUUGCAAGCAGCUUCUCCAAGAGGCUAUCCCAUUACCUCAACAAUCUGUUCAUACAUCAGGGUAAUGAGAUGGGAGAGACUCUGAGCCGACAAUCCUCAGAUCUACGCCUGCCGCCUCACAAUUCCAGUCACCGGGACCUUACGCCCUACACCGAACUCAUGGCUUGGCUCAAACAGUCUGACAGAGAUGCUUUCCGUCAAUUGACUAAGGUCUACACCAAUAAUCUAUCAAAGCUAUACGUGAAAGAAAUUCAGUUCUUCCUGGAGACUGCAAAACAAGUGGCGGUUGGGAAGGGAGACAAAUCCAGACUAAACAUCAGCGGUGGGCGACUAUCAGGCUCCUCUGCCAGCCUCAGUACACCCAUGGAUGCCAAGAACCGCGCAGGCUCUGUUCACAGCAUAGACUCUGCCAGCGUUGCAGAUGGUGACAUGGCCAUGAGGCACUUGUUUGAUCAGGUGUUUGACAAAGUGCUAUCAGAGCUAGAGCCUAUGUGUCUGGCAGAGCAAGACUUCUGCUGCAAGUUCUUCCAUCUCCAAUCAGGGGUUCAGCAAGCCCCAAAGCAGUCGGAUGUGAUAGAUGAGGCAGAGGACACAGGGGAUAUCUGGAUGAAGCAGAAGCCCAAGAUCACUAUACAGCUGGCGGAGGAUGAUUCAUACCCCAGGGAGUACAUAGUGGAGAACCUGGGUGAGGGCCUCACAUCGAAGGUGCCCACGUGGCAGUUGAGACAAAUUAAUGAUGAAAUAAGAAGUCUUCUCACUGACCUGUUUCCAAACUUACAAGAUGACCUAGAUGGGUUUAUUCAGUCAUCAGAUAGGCAAGAUGGCUAUUAUUCGAUGUACAUGUUGGUGAGGAUGAAUGAACACGUGGCCAACACGCAGGAUGCUGGGUCCUUCUUGAGUGUCACCUUUGCAAGCUCCCUCGUCAAAAUUAAGAGGAAUUUUGACAAGUUUGUGCAACAGCAAAUAAAAACCAUAGAAGAAAACAAGGUGUCGAAGAAGGCAAAGUGUGGUAUCAUCAGCUUUGUUCACACUUUUGAGGACUUUGCAAAUCAGGCAGAGGUCAUCUUCCGUAAUUCGGAGCGUCACACAGACUUGGACAAGGCAUACCAGAAGCUUGUGGCGGCCAUAUUUGGCAGCAUCCAACGCAUCGCUGCAGAGCACCCAAAAACUCCAAAAGAGGUCAUCAUGAUGGAGAACUUCCAUCACAUGCAUUCAACCCUGUCCCAGUUAAAGAUCCCCUGCUUGGAGAAUGAGAAAAAGGAAGCCAAGGCCAAGUACAAUGAGUACCUCAGUGCUUACACCAAGGAAAGAUUGGGGCGGCCCCUGGAAAAACUUCAUGUGUUUGUUGAGGGGGUGAAUGCAAAGAUGAACCAGGGAGUGAAGCCUGAAGAGGUUGGGUUUCAACUUGCUUUCAGCAAGACAGAGUUACGCAAGGUGAUCAAGGAGUACACGGGCAAAGAGGUGAAGAAAUCCUUAGAAAAUUUGUAUAAGAAAUUAGAGAAACACUUGAGUGAAGAAGAGAACCUUUAUCAGGUUGUGUGGGUGUCCAUGCAGGGCGAAUUCAUAGCACAGUAUAAGUCAUAUGAAGAGCUGAUCAGAAAGUGCUACGCAGACUCCAACAUCACCCUGGAGUUCACCAUUGACAAUGUCCUAGAGUUCUUUUCCAAUAUUGCCCAGUCACAUUGAGUUUACAUCAUACUUCUGCCAUUUUGUUGUCAAUAUUUUUCUUCACUUAAAUUUGUGCUUGAAUGAUUUGUUCAUUGUAAUUUCUGGCUUGUAAACACGUUGAUUUAAUGCCUUCAUGGUUGAAUUUUAGCUCUUUAAAACUCAAAUGAUUAUUUCUUUAUAGAUGAACCAUGCUAACACAAAACAAUUUUCAUGGUUAUAUUCUUGCACUUAAACUCAAAUAAUUAUUUCUUAACAUAUAAACAACGCCAUCUCGAAACCAUUUUUUAAGUAUACAACAAGCAUUGAGUUUUAAUAUAUCAUGGUACAUGUGGAACAUAACUAUGCCAUCCAUUGGUACAAAUGCAAGUAUUGCAGUGAAUAACCCCUAUAGGUUCAAUAUUGUGUUGGGUAUAAAAUGUCUCUUUCUGUUUUGAUAAUUCAUUUUUGGAUAUUGUUAAAUGGCUAUGGACCUUUAAACAUUUGUAUUUAUUAACAUAUUCAGAUAUUCACAUGUGCUAUUUAUUAACUUGAAGGUCCCACGAACAAACACUUGUAGUUUUUCAAGAAUUCCACUGAAAGUUUUGUAUGUGUCAUAUAUGAUUAAGAUAUAAGUUGAAACAAGGAUAAAUGUGACAUUUGGAUCUAACAGCAUUACUGCUAUUUUAAUUUGAAAUGUUAGGUGGAACAGUUCAGUUUUUAAACAUUUUUCUGGAUUUUAACAAGAUCCGUUACAUGAUGAGAACAAUAUGAGCCCCAUCGUGUGACAAUGGACCUUAGGGCAUAAUUAACCCUUUGCAUGCUGGGAAAUUUGUCAUCUGCUAAAAUGUCGUCUGCUGAAUUUCUAAAAUUAGCAUUUUCUUCGAUUUUUUUUUUCAAAGAAUACUACCAGAAUAGCAAACAGUUUGGAUCCUGAUGAGACGCCAUGUUCUGUGGCGUCUCAUCUGGAUCCAAACUGUUUGCAAAGGCCUUCAAAAUUUGGUUCCAGCACUGAAAGAGUUAACAGUGCAGCUUCAGAUCAGUCUCUGUAUCAAUAUACUCUGAGGAGGAGUCAUGUUUGCUACCUUCAUUCCUUGUUAGACUUUAUAGCAGACAGGAUACAUGUAUCUUCUGACCAGACUUGGCGACUGCUUUUUAUGUCCCCCACCACUAUAGUGGGGGACAUUUUGUUUUUGCCCUGUCUGUCUGUCUGUUGGUCUGUCUGUCUGUUGGUUUGUUUGCUCCAACUUUAACAUUUUGCCAUAACUUUUGCGAUGUUGAAGAUAGCAACUUCGUAUUUGGCAUGCAUGUGUAUCUCAUGGAGCUGCACAUUUUGAGUGGUGAAAGGUCAAGGUCAUCCAUCAAGGUAAAAAAAAAUCAAAGCGGUGCAAAAGGGGACAGAGUGUUUCCGACAAACACAUUUUUUGUUGUUUAUACUUUAUAUUUCAAUUUGAGUGCAAUAUUCUAAAUCAUAUGUAUUUUGUAUUAAAGGAAUUAUUAUUCACCUUA